GCUGCUGCCGCGGCUGCUUGGCGAGCGCACGCAGGAGUCCUCCAAUCUGAGCUGCUUUGAGCCACACUGUCUCAUCUGGCACUAUGAGGGCCGAUGAGAGCCUCUUGUCUUUCUAGGUCUGCUGCAGCUGCUGUGCGCACUGAGAGAGAGAGACACACACUCCUGCUCUGAAGGCAUGUCAACAUUUUGUUGAUGGUGCUUCGUGUCGCAAGCGGCCUGAAUUGUGUGAUUUUUUUAAACUCCCAUGCUCGUGUAAUGGUUGUGUCAUCAUGAUAUCCUCAUGGGUGCCUGUGAUUGUCAUGCUGGGGAUCUUUGUGAAUGGAGCAAGGAGUGAGAAUGUCACACGGCCAUGUGCGACGCUCCAGACGUCCAGCUCGGUGGUGCCCAUUGGAUCGCCUGUGACAGCCACCUGUGUUAUUAGUGAGGAUUGCCCUCUGGCCGUUGGACAAGCUGUCCAUACAGAGUGGCGCCUUGGUGAUCGCUUAGUUCCCAGCAGCCCCGUGGCCAAUACGAGCGGCAGGGUGUCCGAGGCUGUCAUACCAAGCUUCAAUCACAGCAGGGCUUUUCUCACCUGCAGCAUCCAGGGCUCUCCUCCUCAAGUGGUCGCCGGCGUUGAGAUCCGAGCUGGAUAUCCACCAGAAGCGCCACAAAACCUCAGCUGUCAGACAAACCUCACCACUCCCAAGAGGUUGACCUGUAGCUGGGAUGCUGGGCAACGGGAAACACACCUGCUCACAAAGUACACCCUUCACACGCAGAUACGUUAUUCAAAGAAGAACUAUACUUACCAAAUGCCACCAGGAGUCUGCAGCUUCAGCAUCCCUCGCUUGGACUUCGGCCUCUUCUCUGAAAUGAUCAUAUACGUCAGGGCUGUGAACGACCUUGGAGAGGCAACCUCAUCCCCGAUUACUCUGGAGCCUAUCAGUGCAGCCAAGUUUGACCCACCUGAGAUUGUGAAGAUCGAAGUGCCUAGAAAGUACGGCUGCCUGACGCUGCGCUGGUGUUUGUCGCGGCACCAGGCCUGGAUGAGCAAUCAGCGUAUGAACAUUGAAGUCCGACUCAAAACCGCUGACAGCAACGAGUGGAGUGAAGCAAUCCCUGUAAAUAAUAUCAAACCAUCGAGACCUGUGGACCAAUGUCGACUCCUUCACUGGACCCGGUAUUUUGCUCAGAUUAGAGUCAGAUUCCAGCAGAGCCCCUGGAGUGAGUGGAGCAGCAGCCAGUCUGGAGUCACCUUGGAGAGCGCUCCCACUGGACACCUUGACUCAUGGAUGAAGGUAUCGCAGGAUGACGUGACCAAACAGCUUAACAUCCACUUGUUUUGGAAGGCGUCAAAACAAUUCCGUGCCAACAGCCAAAGUGUGUCAUAUAUGGUCUCAGCACUGAAAGAGGGAAAGGGAAAGGUGUGCUCCACAAGAGAAAAUAACUGCACAUUUCAGCUUCCCAGGAGAGCAAAGAAAGUAUAUUUGACUGCAGUAAAUUCAGUAGGAAAAUCCUCCCCCACUGAAGUCCGGAUUCUCCAUCAUAAAGAUCGUGAAGCAGUAUCUCAUCUCAAAGCUGUUCCUCGGGAUAACAGUUCAUUUCUGGUAGAGUGGGAAGGUGCAGUCACUCCUGACCUCGUGGACUACGUAGCUGAAUGGAGACCUUUGCUGGAAACAGGCCUCUCACACAUCCGGUUUGACACUGCUGAGAAAAACCGGUCUAGCCUGGUCUUAACAGGCAGCUUUGAGCCCGACAAGCCCUACGGGAUCUCGGUAUAUCCUAGGUUUAAGGAUGGGAUAGGCCUUCCUCAGACUGUUAAUGCCUACUUGAGACAAAAGGCUCCGUCGAUGGUUCCUGAAAUGAAAAUAAAGAAGACAUGGAAGUCUCAAGUUGAGCUUACCUGGGGUGAAAUCCCAUUGGCCGAAAGGAAUGGGAUCAUCCAGAGCUACAAAAUCUUCUACUGGAAUGAAAAAGGACCUAUUAAUAUUGUAAAUGUGGAUCCUGCUGAGAGGAAGGUCGUCCUUCAGAACCUCAAACCACUGUCCCGGUAUGAAGUGUUCAUGAUGGUUAGCACGUUUGGUGGGAGCAAGAAUGGAACAACGACUGAUUUUAAAACGGAGCCCUUUGAUGCAGUCGCCAUUUUCAUGAUUUUAACUGGAAUAGGUGUUACCCUAUCUUUGCUGGUCAUUUUCGUCUUCCUGAAGUGUCUCUCUAAACACAAAAGGCUGAAGAGACGUUUGUGGCCAAGUGUCCCGGAUCCUGCAAACAGCAGCAUCAAACGGUGGACAUCGGAGUCAACGCAGGAUACCUAUCUUGGCUGUGACAGUGAGGAGCCCAACUUAGUCUACUUGUCCCACCUCAGCUUUCUGGAUCUUCCAAUGAAGCUGUCCAAAGAGGAGGACCUUUGGUCAAACAACGCCGAGGACACCAGUGACCUGGGAGAGUCUAUCUGUGGUUCGCCCUUCAUUCCUGGAUACUCCGGCUCGAACAGCGACUCCGUCCCAUACGCCACAGUCAUCUUCUCCGGUCCGUGCAGCAGCCCGUCGCCCAAAAAGCCUCAUGUGUACCUGCGCUCUGAAUCCACACAGCCUCUGUUAGAGAGAGAGGAAUCCUUCAGUCCAAAGUGUUACCAGAACAUGGUGACAGACGAGGUGUCGAGGGAGCAGUGUUUUUUUGGACCAAGCCACAACUGCGGCCCUGGAGAAGAGACAGGCCCUGACAUUCUCUGGGAUGACUUUCCCUUUCUGCGAGCGCUAGCCAUGAAUGAUAUUCAAAACGACUGAAAGUUCAUUGUUGAUUGUAAGAGCAACUGCUUUUUGUGGUGUUUCAAUGACGACUGUAUUGUGAUAAGAUGAAGCAUGCAGCUGUAAAUGUCAGAAAGAUUUAGUGCUGAAAUCAGGUUGAAAUGUAAUUUUUAUGAUACCUAUGCUUUUUCCAUGUAAGGUAUGUACCUCAUGUUUUUAAACAAAAUAAACUUUUUUUUUACAAAUUUGC
Messenger RNA from Salarias fasciatus (jewelled blenny), 2976 nucleotides. RefSeq names its product colony stimulating factor 3 receptor. Bases 270 to 2765 code for a protein of 831 amino acids. The record is from RefSeq and is a predicted model, not a curated record. Gene Ontology annotation, molecular function: protein binding. Lineage: Eukaryota; Metazoa; Chordata; Actinopteri; Blenniiformes; Blenniidae. The transcript is spliced from 17 exons.